Messenger RNA from Toxorhynchites rutilus septentrionalis, 1175 nucleotides. RefSeq lists its product as uncharacterized. The transcript has 2 exons. Gene Ontology annotation, molecular function: carbohydrate binding. Bases 57 to 1082 code for a protein of 341 amino acids. Lineage: Eukaryota; Metazoa; Arthropoda; Insecta; Diptera; Culicidae. The record is from RefSeq and is a predicted model, not a curated record.
AGCGUCCGCUAUGUGUAGUCUUGUCAAGUUAUUUGGAUCGAGCCAUUCAGUUUACGAUGAAGAUCCCAAUGUUGUUGUUGUUUGGCGUUGCGCUGAUCGCGAGUUUAAUCAAUGCACAUCGGUAUCAUGGAGGACAUGGAGAGCAUCAUCACCGCGGGUGGCCUCCGCAUCAUCAUCAUGGAGGACAUCAUGGCAGACACCACAGAGGGGUCCCAUUCGUCAACAUUGAAGUUCACGAACCGAAAGGUUUGGAAGUGUCAAUGAUUCAACGUGAUAAGAACGUAACGUUCUUUGGGGUUGAGAUUUUCGUGAAUAAAAAUGCCGAUUUAAACACUACAUGUGAUAUUUGCCAAAAUACUACCAGUGUUACAUAUGGGAAGUUUAUUAUCCUAGAUGAGGAGGCUAUCAUCAAGAAGGGCGACGUUUUAAGUUUCUACAUAUUGACUGGUGACAGCUCCAACGUUACCCGACAUCAUUUGCAGAAACUGUGGGUUACAAGUUCCAUCAUUAGCAAAUGUACUUGCACCACACCUGAAAUUGUUCCGGACAUCGACUUACGCAAUGGUGAUCCCGCGGAAACGGACCCGCGUCCAUAUCCACCAUCGGAGAGCCAAACGGAGCCUCCCUUCGAGUUUAGUGAGAUAGAAAGCGCUCACGGGAAUGAUCUUUCUUCUGAGGAAAGACCGCUCGAGUGUGAUCUUGAUCCGGCGACUAAUUUGUGUCGGUCAAGCAAGCGUGGAGAGAUAAAAACCAAAAAUGAUUUGCAGCGAGAGGUUCAGAUCCUGGAGGAAAUCAUCAAUCAGAUGAAGAAUGGGUGCCCUUCGAGGCGGAGCAGCAAUAUGCUUCGGCUAACGGAUGGUCCUUUGAGAGCUGGCAGUGUUGAUGAGAUCAAAAAUUUUUUACAGUCGUCACUUUCGGUUAGUUCGGAACUGCGGGAACUUGUGAAAAGGAUCCACCGAGUGAUACCAUCGCGUCGUGAUCGAUACAUUAUGUUCGAGAUGAUUUCCUAUGCUGAUAAACAGAAAGUGUUGUACCAUGCCAAGUUGAAUGGUUUGAAACAAUUUGUUGAUGUGGAUAACUAGGGCUGAUGUUUGUGAAGACUUAGCUGAUGAUGUUAAUUGUGAAUGUUUUAGAUAUAAGGUGAGAAAUAAAAGCUUUACAGAUGUUCAUUUAAA